Messenger RNA from Symbiodinium necroappetens, 246 nucleotides. Lineage: Eukaryota; Dinophyceae; Suessiales; Symbiodiniaceae. The record is from the annotation of a GenBank genome assembly.
AUGUCUGAGGACCCACGCGCUGCGCUCCAUCUUGUUGGCAACUAUUUGUUUGGUGGCCUGCCUUUUGUGCGGCGAAUGAUGGCCGAAGCCAUGCUCGACCACAUGGAAGACCUGCUGCCAGAGUCCACCGAAAUCAGCAAAGAGGCCUUGGAGCAGGCAACGCAGGCGCAGGCCAUCUCUGCGAGCACUGACGAAGCCGCAGCCUCAGAAGUGGGUGUCCCUGCUGGUGAGAGCCCUGCAAAUUGA